Triplophysa rosa is the source of this 8931-nucleotide messenger RNA. It is a transcript of the gene tanc1b, whose product is annotated as tetratricopeptide repeat, ankyrin repeat and coiled-coil containing 1b. The transcript has 27 exons. The record is from RefSeq and is a predicted model, not a curated record. Gene Ontology annotation, molecular function: protein binding. Lineage: Eukaryota; Metazoa; Chordata; Actinopteri; Cypriniformes; Nemacheilidae. Bases 139 to 5586 code for a protein of 1815 amino acids.
GGAGGAGCUCCGCGCGCGCUUCCACGCUGAACUGUCCGCGAGAGUGACGAGCAACGUAACGCACAUCCAAACUUUCUCCUCACGGAUAAUUCAUGACAUUUCACUGCGUAAUCGCUAAGGGAUUCCUGUGGUCGUGCCAUGUUCAAGGCCGUGCUGAAGAAGAGCAGAGACAGCGGGAAAAACUGCAAGAAGGAUGCAGCGGGAGAGCUGUACCUGCUCAAUGCCCAGCGAAGGUGCCCGGGUGGUUCGGUGCAAGGUGCUGGCAUGUACCCAUCCACAGAUGAAGGCCUUAGGCACAGCCUGGCUAAAGGGGUCUCUAUGUCUCUGCCGUCCUCACCUCUCCUGCCCCGUCAGACAUAUGUAAUGGCGGCUCGUCCCUGCAAGAAAUCUCCAGGACCUGUUAGAAAGGCGAAAUAUGUGGAGAGUCCACGUGUUCCCGGAGAUGCCAUCACAUCGCUGAGGAAAGUGGCCGACGCCACAGCUGAGCUGGCCGCUCCUGGCCCCUCCCCCGCCACACAGGAGUUGAUGACACGCUUGGGGUUCUUACUGGGCGAAGGCAUCCCGGGCUCCACGCGCAUACCUAUGGACGACAAGAAUGAAAAAAAGUGUGCAGUAAAUCAGGGUAUCAGUCCAUGUUCUACUUUGACCAGCAGCACAGCAUCUCCGUGCACGGACAGCCCCUGUUCCACCUUAAACAGUAACAGCAGCCGGCCAGCAGCCAAUCACCGCAGCCCGUGUGGAACCAUCACCAGCCCGAGCUCCACCCUCGAGAGCAAAGACAGUGGGAUCAUCGCCACCAUCACAAGCUCAUCAGAGAAUGACGACCGCAGCGGCUCCAGUCUGGAGUGGAGUAAAGAUGGGAGUAUAAGGAGCUGUGGUCAGCAUGCGCUGGCGCAGACGGCCGUACGGGCAGACGCGUGCUCUCCGGUGGCCGAAGAGGAAGGGUCAGCGUCCGGGACAGAGGGCAGGAGCAGAGCUAAGACGAGUUCAGGAGCAGCAGCUCACGGUCCUGAAGGACCUGUGCAGUACCACACGCAGACCUCAUCCAGCCUGAUGAUGCCUCGACCAAACUCUGUCGCAGCAACAAGCUCCACUAAGCUGGAGGACCUGAGUUAUCUUGAUGAACAGCGAAACGCCCCCCUGCGUACGUCCAUUCGCCUGCCCUGGCACAACACAGGCGGCAGAGCUCCACACGAUAAAGCUCGCUUCACUCCGUACAAGCCCACCGACAUCAUGCUCAAACCGCUACUGUUCGAAGUUCCCAGCAUCACCACUGACUCUGUGUUCGUGGGCCGUGAUUGGCUGUUCCAGCAGCUCGAGGAUGACCUGAAGCCCAGGGAAUCGGGCGAGAGCUCCGGGGUUAUCCUGGUGGGUAACGUGGGCUUCGGCAAAACCGCCAUCAUCUCCCGUCUGGUGGCCCUCAGUUGCCAUGGCGGCCGCAUGCGACAGAUCGCAUCCAACAGCCCGAGUGCUUCUCCAAAAUGUGGAGAGCCGAGUUCAGAUUUGCCCCUGAGCCAGCCACCUCAGCCCACUCCUCCCCCUAGUGCCACAAACACCCUGCGGCCCAGCAGCUGUCCCAGCACGCCAGAGCUCCAGAGACGGCGUGAGGAGGCCGUCAAACGCCUGGCAGCAAAGGUGGUGGCGUAUCAUUACUGCCAGGCUGAUAACACAUACACGUGUCUGGUUCCCGAGUUUGUUCACAGUGUGGCUGCGCUCUUGUGUAGAGCCCAUCAGCUCACAGCGUACAGAGAACUACUGCUGAAAGAGCCUCAUCUACAGAGCAUGCUCAGUCUGCGCUCCUGCGUCCAAGACCCAACGGCUGCCUUCCGCCGGGGCAUCCUCCAGCCGCUCAUCAACCUGCGCAAAGAGAGGAAGAUUCCUGAGGAAGAUUACAUAAUCUUGGUCGACGGGCUGAAUGAGGCGGAGUUUCACAAACCAGAUUAUGGUGACACUAUCGCCUCCUUUAUUACCAAGAUCAUCUGCAGGUUCCCCGAUUGGUUGAAGCUGGUCGUCACAGUGAGAUCCAGUCUUCUGGACAUCACCGGUCUGUUAAACUUCCCCAAAAUCAGUCUGGAUGAAUUCCCUGAUAACCCGGAGAUCAGCGCCGACCUCAACGCCUACAUCCAACACCGCAUCAACAGCAGCCAGAACAUUCUCAACAACAUCUCGCUCAAUGGUAAAGCCGACCCCAUCAUCGUGGGCAAGGUCAGCUCUCACCUCAUCUCCCGCAGCCAGGGCUCCUACCUGUACCUCAAACUGACCCUUGACCUCUUCGAGAAGGGUCAUCUGGUCGUUAAGAGCGCGAGCUACAAGGUGGUGCCCGUCUCUCUGUCCGAGCUCUACCUGCUUCAAUGUAACAUGAAGUUCAUGAGCAACUCUGCGUUUGAGCGCACCAUGCCCAUUCUGAACGUGGCGCUGGCGUCUCUUCACCCGAUGACGGAUGAGCAGUUGUUCCAGGCGGUGAAUGCCGGCAGCGUGAGAGGGGAGCAGGUGUGGGAGGACUUCCAGCAGAUGAUGGAGACGCUCUCGUGUUUCCUGAUUAAAAGGAGGGAUAAAACGCGCAUGUUUUGUCACCCUUCCUUCAGAGAGUGGCUGGUGUGGAGGGCGGACGGAGAAAGCUCGGAGUUCCUCUGCGAUCCCAGGAGUGGACAUGCCCUGGUGGCGUUCAUGUUGUCCAGGCAGGAAGGAAAGUUGAACAGGCAGCAGACUGUGGAGCUGGGCCAUCACAUUUUAAAGGCACACAUUUUUAAGGGUUUGAGUAAGAAGACCGGUGUGUCCUCCAGUAUUCUCCAGGCGUUAUGGAUCAGCUGUAGCACUGAUGGUCUGUCUGCUGCUUUGGCCUCUCUUAGGAACCUCUACACACCCAACGUCAAGGUGAGCCGUCUGCUGAUGCUGGGUGGAGUGAAUGUCAACUAUCGCACGGAAGUAUUGAACAAUGCCCCGGUGCUGUGCGUUCAGUCUCAUCUGGGCCAUCAGGAGAUGGUUUCUCUGCUGCUGGAGUUCGGGGCGAAUGGAGACGUGGUCUCAGAGAACGGGAUGAGUUCUCUCUGUUACGCAGCCUCCGCUGGUCAUCUGGGAGUUGUUCAUCUUCUCUGUAAGAAAGGAGCCAAGGUGGAUCUCGUGGACAAAAGCGGCCAAUGUGCAUUAGUUCAUGCGGCUCUCCGGGGUCAUCCUGAGGUCAUCGAGUCCCUGUUGGAACUCACCUGGAGCAGCGAGGGUCAACAGGUGGACCUCAGCCUGAAGAAUAAAGCCCUGCAGCAGGGACUCAUAGCGGCCUGCAGUAUGGGACACACGCAUGUGCUGGAGGGCCUGUUGAUGUUGAAUAAUGAACUGACUGUGCAGAUUGAUGCUCAUGACACGCUGUGGGGUGAAACAGCUCUGACGGCGGCGGCGGGACGAGGAAAGCUGGAGGUGUGUAGUUUUCUGCUGGAGAGAGGGCCACAGGUUCAGCAGGUGAACAGGAGAGGGGCGUGUGCGCUCUUCUGUGCGGUCCGGCAGGGACAUUGGCAGAUUGCAGAUCUGUUACUGCAGCACGGCGCAGAUGUAAACGUCAGCGAUAAACAGGGUCGCACGUUGCUGAUGGUGGCGGCGUGUGAGGGGCAUCUCAGCACAGCCGAAUUCUUGUUAUCUAAAGGUGCCUCUUUAACAUCGGUGGAUAAGGAGGGGUUAACUCCUCUCAGCUGGGCGUGUUUAAAAGGACACAAGAAUGUUGUUCAGUUUUUGGUGGAGAAGGGUGCGGUUAUUGACCACUCGGACAGGAACGGUCGCACUCCGCUGGACCUGGCAGCGUUUUAUGGAGACUCGGACAUUGUACAUUAUCUGGUUGAGAAAGGGGCUGUGAUUGAACAUGUAGACUACAGUGGCAUGAGAGCUCUGGACCGAGCCAUCGGCUGCCGGAACACAUCAGUGGUGCUCACGUUACUCAAGAAAGGAGCCAAACUAGGCUACAGAACUUCACCUUAUGAUCGAACAGGUAACGCAGCCUGGGCGAUGGCAACAUCCAAACCAGAUAUCCUCAUUAUUCUCCUGCAGAAGCUGAUGGAGGAAGGCAAUCUGCUGUACAAAAGGGGAAAGAUGAAGGAGGCAGCUCAGAGGUAUCAGUACGCAUUGAGGAAGUUUCCCAGAGAGGGUUUCGGUGAGGAACUGAAGGCCUUUAAAGAGCUCCGGGUCUCUUUGUAUCUCAAUCUGUCUCGCUGUCGCCGGAAAACUAACGACUUUGGCAUGGCUGAGGAGUUCGCCACGAAGGCUCUGGAGCUCAAACCCAAAUCGUACGAGGCGUACUACGCUAGAGCCCGGGCCAAAAGAAGCAGCAGACAGUUCGCCGCAGCGUUGGCAGACCUGCACGAAGCUAGCAAGCUCUGCCCCAAUAACCGCGAGAUCUGCCGUCUGCUGGCCCGCGUGGAGGAAGAAUGUAAACAAAUGCAGCGAGCUCAGAAGCAGCAGACGAACCCGGCGGCCGCCAUCCACGACUCGGAUCAGGAUCACGGCGAGCCAGAGGACGACGGAGAAGCGACGGAGCGCAGUCUGGGGCGGGACGUCGACGAUGAAGACGAAGCUUCUGAGGGCUGGUCCCAAAACAUCUACUCGCUCAAUCGGACUCUGCCUGAUUCUAACGGUUCUGUUUCACCCCCUCACAGGCAAAGCCUUCGAUAUCAGCACAGAGAGUCCGUGGCUCAGAAGAGUCUGCUUCUCCAACCCAGCAAACAAGCCCAGAUAGUCAAAACCAACCAGCACCAUGGAUCUUUACAGGUGGCGUCUACACGACCCAUGAACCCUAAGACCCACUCACAAUACGCCCCCUCCAGUCCCAUCCCUAGCCGUCACAUUUCUAGCGUGUUGAAAGCCGGUCCGGGUAUUGACAUCAGCCCUCUGCCGGACGACGCGGGACGAGCUUUGAUGCGUGAAAGCGAGGACCGCCACCUCGUGCAGGUUCACUCCUCCAAGACGCAGGAGCUCUCCACGGGCCCUGGAGCUCAAGGCCAGGACGCAAGAAAGGACUACGGGCACGGGACGGGUUCACACGCCAGCAGCAUGCGGGUCUCCAGCUCCACCAGCAGUCUGGCCUCCAGCAGCAGUUUAUCUGACGGCGGGAAGCCGCAAGGCCCGGACGUGCGAACCAAAACCGGCUCCGACAAACCCAAGAUCAGCCAGGGGAGCUCCGUGGAAUACAAACCCAGGCCGUUCAUGGGGAUCAUGGACAAAAAGGCUCGAUUUCAACAGCAGCAGACGAGUCAUCCUCCGAUCUCUCGCGGAUGGCAGAGUCAGUCCUCAGAAGGGCUGGUCGGGCACACCGUCUCUUCCACAGGUGUGAACUGUGAGCUCGCGUUCGCCAAACCGCCCGCCGCUUUCUACGAGCAUCUGAAAACUCCCUCUCAGAGUUCGCCUCUGGGCGGCCAGCACAACGGCAGUCUGCACUCGAAAGAGUUUGACAAGUUCAGCUGUCACAAAGAUCCCAAACCAGCUCUUGCCAUGGCUCAUUCAUUCGCAGACAGCAUGCCCAAACAGCCCGGCCUGUCUCGAGAGAACCCCAACAUUCAUGUAGCUUCAAUGAAACCAAAGAGAUCUUUUAUCGAGUCUAAUGUUUAGGGUGCAUUCAGAUGCAACAGAUACACUGCAGAUGGAGUUACUUGAGGAGAUGUUCAGUUGAACUUUAGUGGUGGAGUCAUAUGGGUUUUUCAGUAGGAGAGGAUAAAGAAUUUAUUGAUCAAACGUUUAAAGUCAAGUGAGUGAAAUGUUUCUCUUGAACUUACAAAUCUUGUGAUGUGGAGAUGCUGAAGCUGGUGUUCAAAAAACAAACUUAAAGGGACAGUUCACCCAAAAAUGAAAACUCUGUCUUCAUUUACUCACCCUCGAGUUGUUCCAAAUCUGUAUAAAUGUCUUUGUUCUGAUGAACACAAAGAAAGGUAUUUGGAAGAAUGCUUGUAAACAGCAAACAGUUCUUGGCCACCAUUGACUCCCAUAGAAGGAAAAAUGACAAUGGUAGUUAAAAGUGCCCCAGAACUGUUUGCUUUUCUUGUCGUUCUUUAAAGUGUCUUCUUUUGUGUUCAACAGAACAAAGAAUUGUAUCAAGUAAAUUUUCCUACUAUGGUAGUCAGUGGUGGCCAAGAACUGUUUGGUUACAAGCAUUCUUCCAAAUACCUUCUCUGUGUUCAUCAGAACAAAUAAAAUUAUACUGGAACAACUCAAGGGUUCAAGAGUAAAUAAUGACAGAAUUUUUAGUUUUGGGCGAACUGUUCUUUUAACGUAACACAUUUCUGUGUGUAGUUAAGAGCAACACAUCUUGUGUUACUUUUAACUCAUCCUUGUGUUGUCCCUUUUAUUUAUUUAACACACAAACAAUACAAAAUGACAAAAUUCUGUAAUAAUUCAAUUUAUUAAUUCCAUUAAUAAUUAAAAUGAAUAAACACAUCCUUUUUGAGAUUGUAGUCUUGUUGACCAAAAUUGUGCAAACAUAACUUUCUUUAUUACUCGAAUAAAACAUUUUUUUACAAAUAUUUUUUACAUUGUAAAGUUUUUGAAAUGGAUGACUUUAACUGAAUAAUGAAGAAAUAGCAACCAAUUAGAGUCCGGAAUAGAUGUGUAUUCAUGCUUAAAUGCUUGAUUUUUUGUAGACAAAACAAAUAUGCUGGCACAAAUAUACUUUAAUUUCGUUUAAAGGGAUUAUACAUGUUUUAAAAAAUGUGACUACUAGUUGGCUUUUACAAAAUUGUUUUAUUAUGUAAGGAAAGCCAAAGAGCUUUAAAAGGUGAUUCCUGGGAUGACUUUUGAAGUUGGCUGGUUUUCCUUUACUACUAAAUGUGUUCUAUUAUUUUAAAAAAAAAUGUUGUAAAAAUUUGCACAAAGUUUGUAUUUGUAAGUGUGUAAAACAAUAGGUUUGUAAGAUCAUGAGAAACAUGAAUUCAGUCAAGGGUGUUAAAAUGUUUGAAUGGUUAAUAGUGUGAGUAUAUAUAUAUAACUCAAACUUUACACUAUUUACUUUAAAUUCACUCUGAAAUAUUGGACAACAGCAGCACAUUUAUAUUCUGAAGUUCAGACUUUUGUUAAUCAGUAAAGCAGAUAUUAAUCUGUGAAUUAAUCUGCCAAGCAGGUACAGCUCCAGAGCGUCUGUCACUAACCCUGAGAAAACCCUGUCAACAUGACCAAAAUCCAGCCUGGCUGUUUUACUGUGUGUUUUUGGUAUGUUUAACCCUUAUAAAGGGUCACGAACACCUCCAGCGGGCUUCUGCCCCACUGUUUCAGAGCAGAGAGGAUUCUCAUUUGUUAAAGGAAUGAAAUCAUGACCAGCAUUCCUCUCAUGAAAAACAUCAGACCCUCUAACAAUGUACAUAUAUUGAUACCGUGUGUAUUUUUCACACAUUUUAUGUGAAGACUUGUUUGUGUUUAUACCAGUGUAGUAUAAAAAGUGGAUUUGAGUUUUUUCUUUCACAUGUUUUUGGUUGACGUGAUGUUUGAGGUUACUAAAAAAUGUACCUUCUUGGUAUGUUUGUAUAUUAUAUUUGAAUCUGCUCUUGAGUGUUUAAGUCUAUUCUUCCUUUGUACCUGCUUGUUGUUUCCGUCUAGAUUAAUUUAUUUACAGCAACUUUGUCUUGGCAACUGUAAAAGCAAUAUAUUUUAUAUAGUUAUUUUUGCACAGCUACUUUAAAAAGAAAAGUAUGGAAAGGAAAUGUUUUACCAUGCCAAUGCAAAACUCCAGAGGUCAUCUGUGUGAGCGCACGCGGCAUGCUACAGAGAUGAAAGAAUCGGAGAAUAAAACAUAACAGAGAUAAAAGGAUCGAGGAUGGACAGCAGUUAUAUUUUAAAUGUGUAUAUAAAUAUUUUUUCUGCAACUGUCGCCACGUUACGUGAACUGUACAGUCUUGUUAUGUUCUGUAUCAAAAAUAAAUUUCUGCCAUCAUCCAUCUAAACAUUUGACUGGAAUUAUUUUUAAUUAUUCUGUGAAGUUUUACUCUAGUGGACAGAAUCAGUUUGUAUGAUAAAGUAUUAGGUUAUUAUAUUAGUCAGUUAUGACAUUAGUUAAAUUAAAAAGGUAAACAUUAAUGCACAAUGAACUAACAUGAACAAACAAUCAACAAUUGUAUUGGAAUUUAAUAACAUGACCAGUUAGCUAAUGCAUUAAUGCUAAUGAGUGUGACCUUAUUGCAGUGAGAUUCAGCAUUUAAAAAAUAUUGUUUGUUUUCUUAAAAACUAAGUUGAAGAUUUAGGAAGUCUAACGUGAAGUCAAAUGAUCAAUAUUGAUGUGGAUUUAUACAAUUGCGCUGCCCUUGUGAUUUAGAAGGAAUAAUGUUUCAAGUCUAUUGAAUUAAAAGAAUUACUGUGUAUUAUGCUUGGUCUGUGAAAUUUUUUGUAGCAGUUUGUCACAGUUUCAACAUGUCCUGUGUGAUUAACAACCUAUUCAAGAGUCAUACUGUAAAUACAGAGAAAGUUUGACAUUCUUAAGAAGUUUUCUCAUUCUUUUUUGUGGGAUUUUCAAUUUUUAGAACAACGAUCACAAGGAUGAAAACAUUUAAAAGUAAACUAAAACCAAAACUGAUUAAUAAAUAAUAAAAUUCUAAAAAAAUAACAAUUUCUAAAAAAAGAUCAGUAAAUAUCAGAUUAGUAUUGUGAAUUAAAAAAUGAAACGAAGAGCCACGAACCUGUAUAUUAAACUCUAAACACACUUGGGUAUAUUGAAACAGAACAGUCGCAUAUCUGGCUUGAUCAAACAGGAUCAGGUUAUUUUACAUUUAAGAUACAGUAUAACAAACAAAACUUCACACAAUUAGCUGUAAAGAGAGGCUGCAAUCAUAUGAACCGCUGCCUUUGAUUUGAAGGUGAUGUUAAAUUCAGCGACACACCCGCAUCCACCAUGUUAAUUAAAGGAGUAGUUCACUUUCAAAACACAUUUUCAUGAUAAUUUACUCACCCCCAAGUCAUCCAAGAUGUUUAUGUAUU